AUGUAUUCGCAAUAAUAUGUGUAAUACAGUGUAUAUUGAUUUGUGAGAAAAACAGUAAAUUUGUAAUCAACAGUUUAUUCUAUAAAAUUAGAUGAUUAUGAAUGGCUUCCUGUGACGACCAGCCUGUAGCUACACAUCACGAACAAACAUCAACAGACACAAUAAACAGAAUAUUGGCUACUAUAUAUGGACAGUGUAUUGGAGAUGCAAUAGGACUUCUCUCGGAAUUCCUUUCAAAGCAAGAGGCAAAGGAGCAUUAUGGACCUGUUGCUAAAGUUCUUGAAUACAAACAUAAAGACCUCUGCAAAGAUGCACAUAGAUUGAGCUGGAAAGAAGGCGAUUGGACAGACGACAGCGACCAGAUGAUACUAAUUAUGAGAUCUUUAGUUGACUGUGAUGGGAAGGUGAAUUCCGUUGACUUCGCUACAAAACUUACAGAAUGGAUAAAGCAUGGGUACAAGGAGUUAGGAGACCAUGCUGGAUUAGGCUUAGGUACUACUACAGCAAAAGUGACGUCAAAUUAUGAAUACCUUAAAGACCCACAUGAGAGAGCUCGUUUAGUUUGGGAGCGCAAUGGGAGAAAAGUUGCUCCUAAUGGUGCUGUAAUGAGAACUUCUAUUCUUGGUGUUCACAUGUACUGGAGUUUAGAUGACGUUGCUAAGAACGCUAGAGAUAUUGCCAAGACAACACAUUAUGAUCCAAGGUGUCAGGCUUCAACAGUGGCUGUAUCCGUUGCCAUAGCAUCUAUGCUACAGGGAAAGCAUACGGACCGGAGUGGCCGUUUUAGAGUCAACGACAUAAUAAGCGAAGCCUACGAAUAUGCAUCAGCUUGCUUAGAAACGGACGAAGAAAAGAAAGAACUCAUGUUUUAUAUGAAAUGUAAAAGGAUUAAAAAUUUGAAAUUAGACGAACAUUUAAAAAUUGGCUACACAUACAAAUCAAUGGGCACUGGAUUUUGGGCUUUGAAGCAAGACAAUUUCAGGAAAGCUAUUACUAAAGUUAUGCUGCAGGGUGGUGACGCAGACUCAAAUGCCUGUGUAGGGGGUGCUUUACUGGGAUGUAAACUAGGUAUGCCUGCUUUACCAGAGUCAUGGCUGACGAAACUGUUACAUAAAGACUGGUUAGAUAAUGAAAUAAAAAAAUAUUUUGAAAUGAUGAAAUGGGAAUGGAGUAACCAACCGAAAGACACAUGAUUAUAAACAUCAUGACAAGAGUUGACAGACCAAGAACAAAUAACGUUAAAAUAUAAUUAUUUCUAAAAUCAGUCAUAAUUUGACUAGAAUUAGCCAGUAAUGCGUGC
This is a messenger RNA of Mytilus trossulus (common blue mussel), 1300 nucleotides long. RefSeq names its product ADP-ribosylarginine hydrolase Tri1-like. The transcript has 8 exons. Bases 102 to 1193 code for a protein of 363 amino acids. The record is from RefSeq and is a predicted model, not a curated record. Lineage: Eukaryota; Metazoa; Mollusca; Bivalvia; Mytilida; Mytilidae.